This is a messenger RNA of Glycine soja, 2928 nucleotides long. RefSeq names its product receptor-like protein 6. The record is from RefSeq and is a predicted model, not a curated record. The transcript has a single exon. Gene Ontology annotation, molecular function: protein binding. Lineage: Eukaryota; Viridiplantae; Streptophyta; Magnoliopsida; Fabales; Fabaceae. Bases 35 to 1549 code for a protein of 504 amino acids.
UUACUCUUAGUCAUUUAAUAUCAACAAAAAUAUAAUGAGUUGUUAUUUUCUGAAACUAUUUUAUGCACUUUUGCUGCUUUUAUUGCAUGCUGCAGGAUCCAUUCUUGGAUUCAACAGCCUUCCCAAUAGCGCAGAAAUUAAGUGCAUUGAGAGUGAGAGACAAGCACUCCUCAACUUCAAACAUGGCCUCAUAGAUAAGUAUGGCAUGCUAUCUACAUGGAGGGACGAUAACACUAACAGAGACUGUUGCAAAUGGAAAGGCAUUCAAUGCAACAAUCAAACUGGUCAUGUUGAGACGCUUCAUCUCCGUGGUCAGGAUACACAAUAUUUGAGUGGUGCAAUCAAUAUCUCUUCAUUGAUUGCCCUUGAAAAUAUUGAACACCUGGAUCUCAGCUAUAAUGCUUUUCAAGAUAUCUCUAUCUCUCUGAUUCCAGAACUCAUGGGCUCGUUCACCAAUUUAAGAUAUCUCUAUCUCUCUGAUUCUUUAUUUGGUGGGAGUAUUCCUUCUGAUAUUGGAAAGCUUACACAUUUACUGUCUCUUGAUCUAAGUGAUAAUGAUCUCCAUGGAAAAAUCCCUUAUCAACUUGGAAACCUUACACAUUUACAAUAUCUUGAUCUAAGUGAUAGUGAUCUAGAUGGGGAACUCCCAUAUCAACUUGGAAAUCUCUCACAGUUGAGGUAUCUUGAUCUUGGUGGGAAUUCAUUUUCGGGAGCACUCCCUUUCCAGGUUAGGAAUCUUCCUUUGUUGCACACUCUUGGACUUGGUGGCAAUUUUGAUGUGAAAUCUAAGGAUGCAGAGUGGUUGACUAAUCUUUCUUCCUUGACAAAACUUAAGCUAAGUUCCCUAUACUACCUUUCCUCUUCUCAUCACUGGCUACAGAUAUUUGAUUGUUCUCUUUCAGAUACAAAUAUUCAAAACUUAAGAGAGUUGAGGCUAUUUGAUUGUUCUCUUUCAGAUACAAAUAUUCAAUCUCUGUUUUAUUCACCUUCCAACUUUUCCACUGCUCUUACCAUCCUUGAUCUUUCUUCAAAUAAGCUCACAUCCUCAACAUUUCAACUGUUGUCAAACUUUAGCCUUAAUCUUCAGGAGCUUUAUCUUGGUGAUAAUAACAUUGUUUUGUCAUCUCCUCUCUGCCCAAACUUUCCUUCUCUUUUGAUCCUUGACCUUUCCCAUAAUAAUAUGACAUCAUCAGUCUUUCAAGGUAGCUUCAACUUCAGCUCAAAACUUCAAAAUCUUGAUUUGCGAAAUUGUAGUCUUACGGAUGGAAGUUUUCUUAUGUCAUCUUCUUUCAUUAUGAGUUCUUCAUCUUCUCUUGUUUUCCUUGAUCUCUCCUCAAAUCUGUUGAUAUCAUCAACUAUAUUUUACUGGCUCUUUAACUCCACCACCAAUCUUCAUAACCUUUUCCUUGAUAAUAACAUGUUGGAAGGUCCCAUUCCAGAUGGAUUUGGGAAAGUAAUGAACUCUCUUGAAGUUCUUUACCUCUUUGAUGACAAACUGCAAGGCGAGAUUCCAUCUUUCUUUGGUAACAUGUGUGCAUUUGCAGGGUGACGUCACUGAAUCCCAUCUUUCUAACUUGCAAUAUAUGGGAUAUUUAAAUAUGUCUUUCAAUUACCUCAUUGGUGUAAUUCCUGAUAUAUCAGUGAAGCUUCCUAUGAGACCGUCUAUAAUUCUGAAUUCAAAUCAGUUUGAGGGUAAAAUUCCGUCAUUUUUACUACAAGCUUCCGUGCUGAUUCUCUCUGAAAAUAAUUUUUCAGAUAUGUUUUCAUUCUUAUGUGACCAAAGCACAGCUGCAUAUUUGGCCACUUUAGAUGUAUCACACAAUCAAAUAAAGGGGCAACUCCCAGAUUGUUGGAAAUCAGUAAAGCAAUUAGUGAUUCUUGAUUUAAGCAGCAACAAAUUGUCAGGGAAGAUUCCUAUGUCCAUGGGCGCCCUUGUUAAUAUGGAAGCCUUGGUUUUACGAAACAAUGGUUUAAUGGGUGAGUUGCCUUCUUCUUUGAAGAAUUGCAGCAGUUUAAUUAUGCUGGACCUGAGUGAAAAUAUGUUGUCGGGUCCAAUACCAUCAUGGAUUGGAGAAAGUAUGCAUCAAUUGAUAAUCUUGAACAUGCGAGGAAAUCACCUCUCAGGAAAUCUACCCAUUCAUCUCUGUUAUUUGAAGCGUAUUCAAUUGUUGGAUCUUUCAAGGAAUAACUUGUCAAGUGGAAUUCCAUCAUGCUUAAAGAAUUUGACUGCAAUGUCUGAACAGACCAUCAACUCAAGUGACACUAAGUCUGAUAUAUAUUGGAAUGAUAAGACUUCCUUUGCAAGGCGAGAUGCUGACCCUCUAAAGUUGUUCAGGCCAGCCAUAUUUGAAGUCUCAAAGCUUAGGUUUUGUUCUUAGGAGUGGACGAAAAUAAACACCUAGGAAAUCUCCCAAGGACUUAUACUCUAACCCAUACGGAUAUAACCGCUAAGCUCACCUUGGCAAUCUCUCAAACCAUAAAUAAUUCUCAGGUAUUUUUUUUAUCUUUGAUCUUACAAUUUUGUUUUCAUAUUCUUUUGGAAUCGUUGUUAAGCAAAAAUUUAGUGAAGAGGAUGCAGAUGUUGUCGCAAAACAAAAGAAGCCAGUGUAUCUUACAUUCUUGCUGUGUAAGAGAACACUUUUUGGUCCAAAAGGGUAGCAUAUCACGACAGAUGGUAACAUGUGAAUCAUACUGCCGACCAAUUAGAUGGGUCCUUGGUUGAAUUCAUUGAAUUUAUUCUGUAAAAAUAGUCGUUUGAGAAAGUGAUUAUUUUGCAUAAUUAAUUUGAUACGCAACACCCACAGAAAUAGGAACGGAUUGUUCAACACUCCAACCUGAUAGAAAAUGAAUCCUUUUAAGUCCAAAAUAUGUGUUUUACUUAUAAUUUGGAAACUGCCAACCUAAAAUUGGUCAUUGUAAAUUGUUCUU